AUGGGUUCUGCAGUUAAAGUGGUUGACGUCAUUCUGUUCUCUUACAUGCUCAUAAUAGCGCUGGCAUGUGUACUUAUAUACUCUCAGCUCCUUCUCCCUCAAGCUCUCUACCCUCAUUUCCUCGUCCAGCUCAAGAACUGGUACAUCCGCGAGUAUGAUCACUAUCUGAUGGUAGACCAGCCCUAUUUCUAUGUUGGACUCGUUUGGUAUGAGUUCACCUUUGAAGUGCCACUCAUUCUUCUCAAUCUUUACGCCAUUUUGACUGCCAAACCCUGGCUCAAAACCACUUGCUUGAUCUACGGUGUUGCUUUGUCUUCUGCAAUGGUUGCUCUGCUAUCAGAAAUGGUGGGUUCUGGAAGGGCAUCUGCUAAGCUAUUGUCAUUGUACGGCCCUGUCAUGGGUUUAGGAGUGUUAGCUAUCCUGCGAGGUUUAGGAGUGUUAUCUGGCAAGAGCCCUAAAAUGUCCACCAAAAAGCGACUUUGA
Molecule: messenger RNA, 483 nt
Organism: Neltuma alba
Lineage: Eukaryota; Viridiplantae; Streptophyta; Magnoliopsida; Fabales; Fabaceae
Product: sigma intracellular receptor 2-like
Exons: 2
Coding region: 1-483 (160 amino acids)
Cellular component (GO): endoplasmic reticulum
Source: RefSeq, a predicted model, not a curated record